GAGCUCACAUGAUGAUUUUUAUAUAUUUUAUUUUAGGCCUGACAUCUCUAAUAGAGCUGAUUAAAAUAGCAUUGCAUAGCUCCUUAAAAUUGAGGAGUUUAAUAACAUAGGGUUUAAAGAAAUUAUCUGAGUAUCAAAACAACAUUGCUAGUAAAGAAGCAUAAGGUGCCAAGUUUUUUCCAAUAUCUAAUCAAAUAUCCGUCAAAUUUAGGAAUUAAGUUAACUAAGAGAGUAGUUGAUUAGAUUCCAAUUUCUUACUUACUCUUUUUUUAAUAUAAACGACAACACUGAUCUACAAGUCAAGACACGUUCCACUAGUCUAGACUCUAAUAGCGCUUACUUCCUUACUCUAAAGUUCUCUGAUUCGACCGUUUCAAUUUCAAGUAAAUAAACAUGCAGUAAAGUUAUCCAAAUACAAAACAUAAAGAAGCAUGGCCCUAUAGAAUACAAAAAAAUAUGGGCCUAGUCGGUAAAUGUUUGGAUUUGAAGGUCAUCUUAGUAAUCCCACUAAAACCAUGGCUUUUCAACAAAUGGUUUAAAAAAUAAAAUAAAUAGAAAGUAAAAUAAGAGCGAAUUUUCCCGCGAGAUUGGGCCGAGUGAGAGAAAAUGUCCGGCAGCGAACAAGAGCGAACAACAAAGUCAGGGGCGGAGGAGCAGUCGCUGAGGGUAGCCGUAGCCAUUUCUCUUCUCCGAUCAAAGCUUCUUCAAAAGCAGCAAAAGCAGCCUCCUCCUCAUCCUGUUGAUCAAUCCGACGCUCUCCGAUGGAAGCGAAAGGCUAAGGAGCGAAAGCAAGAGCUUUUUAGACUCCGACAAGAUCUCAACGAAGCCGAAGAUGCUUCGCAGUGCGACUUGUUCCCGCAAAGCGCUUCUUGCAAGUGUUAUUUCUUUGAUAAUUUGGGGAAACUAAGCCCUAAUAAGCGGCUUCCAGAUCCUUCUCAGUGCAGAUUCAAUGAUGUCUUGCGACGCAGAUUUCUCAGACACGUACGUUUUAAGGAAAGGAGAAGAAGAACAUGUAGUUCAUCCCAGCGACGCCAUUUUGCAGACAUAAACAGUGAAGAUGAAAUGGAGCAACUUAGGGCCUCAGUCGAUUUUCUUGUGGAGCUUUGCGAAACCGGUUCUCCUGUGGAGGAGACCAAUGUGGCAAAUUGGUCACACCAAGCUGCAGAUUUUAUUUUAGCUUCGUUGAAGAACCUGUUAUCAGUGGCAAUGAAUGUGGAACUCAUAGAAGGAAUUAUCAGCAGCUUAAUCACGCGUUUGGUUAGAAGGAUGUGUUGCCCCUUGCAAGGAAACGCAUCAAAACACUCUGAACCUGAUGCUCAGUUUUUCAUUCAGCACUUGAUCCGAAAGCUUGGAAGUGAGCCCUACAUUGGUCAGCGUGCAUUAUUCUUAGUAUCUCAGAGAAUCUCUGUUCUUGCAGAGAAUUUCCUUUUCGCAGAUCCAUUUGAUGAUGCUUUUACAAACAUGCAUCAAUGCAUGUUCAUGCUGAUCCAGCUUACAGAGUUUUUGGUAUCCGAUUACCUAUCAGAAUGGUCAAAGGAUGGAGGUUUUGACACCACAGCAGCAGCAGAGCAGGCCAGGGCAAAGCAAGAAGGCAGGCAUGUUGAAUGAGAUGAAACCACGCUGCAUACUCAGUCUCUCGCUCCUUCUUCUUCUUCUUCUAAUAUUCUGUCAAUCGCUUCCAAGUUCAGCCCAUGGAGAUGGAAGUGGAGGUGGUACAACAACUACUAGUACUAUUACUAGGGUGAUGGUUGUUGGGGAGCAGCAGCAGCAGCCACCACUGCCAGCUGCAAAUUACCAUGUCAGUACUUUGCUUCACACAACUCGGAAGCUUAAGCUUGGGGUUCACAUGAAAAUAACCCGUAGCGUUCCAAAGGUUCCUCGUGUCAAAAAAUCAUCCGCCAUUCCAACUCAGAUGACACCUUCUCUUCCUGUCGCUUGUUUUCUUUCUUCAUUAUCCCUCCUUUCUUUCUUUCUGUUAUAGGAUAGGAGGAGCUGGAUAUCAUAUAUACCUGCUAGAAAUAUUAUGUUUGUUUCCAACAACAAUCAUCAUCAAUGUAAGCUUGAAAUAUUAUGUUUGUUUCAAUUGGCAACAAGUUACCAAAUUACCAUU
Molecule: messenger RNA, 2110 nt
Organism: Prunus dulcis (almond)
Lineage: Eukaryota; Viridiplantae; Streptophyta; Magnoliopsida; Rosales; Rosaceae
Product: protein MULTIPOLAR SPINDLE 1
Exons: 10
Coding region: 607-1608 (333 amino acids)
Biological process (GO): meiotic spindle organization; meiotic DNA double-strand break formation
Source: RefSeq, a predicted model, not a curated record